AUGAAGCGAAUCAUUCCAAAUCGUUUGAAGAGCUACAAUGGCAAGAAUGACUCUCCAAGCCAGCCCCACAGCAGGGGCACAAGUCCAAUGCGAACUCCUCCGGUGGAAGCUAAAGGCCUCGUCCUCAGGACGAACGUUAUCAAGGGGCGGAACUUGGCUGCGAAAGACAAGGGUGGUACAAGUGACCCGUUCCUCGUCUUAAACCUGGGGGACGCCGCUCAGACGACACCUUGUAUCGCUAAGAAUCUCAACCCAGAAUGGCACGUCACUUUCGAUAUGCCAAUCAGUGGCGAGCAAAAUCUGCUCCUGGAAGCUAUAUGUUGGGAUAAAGAUCGCUUUGGCAAGGACUACAUGGGAGAAUUUGACGUGGCAGUUGAAGAUGUUUUUGCCAACGGCAAGGCUAUCCAGGAGCCAAAAUGGUACAGCUUGAGGGCUAGAGGCAAGGGCAAGAGAAAGAACGCAGAGGUGUCCGGCGAAGUUCAAUUACAAUUCUCGCUCGCGGAUACGUCCAAUCCUUCUGCUUCGCCAGAAGAACUCCUACAAAAGCUCUCCGUUUUUGCGGCAGCUAGCAGUGACAGUGACGAGGAAGACGCUAGUGUCGACAGGGUGGAUAGCAUUGAUGUUGAUAGCGAAGCUGAAGGCGAUAAUGAUGACCAGGAACCGGACACAUCUGAUGAGACAGAUGAUCUUUCAAAGCCAGAGAAAGCUGCAAAGAGAAAGCGCAAACUGAGACUGAAGAGAAAGAGUACAGUCCGCACCUACGAAUUCUCUAAGGGUUCUGAUUGUGUGGGCAUUCUCUUCCUGGAGAUCAAUAAGAUAACAGAUUUGCCCCCUGAGAAGAAUAUGACCAGAACAUCUUUCGACAUGGAUCCAUUUGUAGUUGCGUCACUCAGCCGUAAGACCUACAGAACUCGUAUCAUCCGCCAUAACCUCAAUCCUGUCUUCGAUGAGAAAAUGGUAUUUCAAGUUAUGCGUCACGAACAGAACUACUCUAUGAGUUUCUCCGUUGUCGACCGAGAUAAGCUUUCUGGAAACGACUUUGUUGGAACUGGGAACUUUCCUCUUUUCAAUCUGACGUCUGCUGCCCCUGAGGCUGACGCUGAUACUGGCUUGUACAGCCUGCCAGAUCCCCAAGAAUCGUCAGUGAAUCUCCUUCAGAAGCAAUCUCGGUUUAAGCUACCGCUUUCGCGGUCGUCUUCUGCUCAAAGUCUUACCAAGCUUGCCAGACCCAGCCUGACUUCGAAGAACUCGCAAGCGUCCAUCCAUAACAGCCUAGCGGAUAUACCGCCGCUUCCCACUAGCGCUUCGAUUGACAAGUCAUUUCUGACGCCUACUACAUCAGACCAAAGUAAUCUUGCGACCGAUAAUGGUGACGAGGGUAACAGCAUACAUUCUUCUGAUGACCCAUUGAUGAAGCCGUUCACUCUCCCAUUGCUUCUGAAGAAUAAAGACAGAUGGGAGGAUAAACAUAACCCACAGCUCUUCAUACGUGCUAAGUACCUGCCUUAUCCUGCAUUACGACAGCAAUUUUGGCGGGUAAUGCUUAAGCAAUAUGAUACAGAUGAGAAUCACCGCGUUAGUAAGGUUGAGCUAACCACAAUGCUGGAUACACUUGGAUCGACAUUGAAGGAGUCUACGAUCAAUGGAUUCUUUAGGAAGUACGCCAGUGGAAUCGAAAUGGGUGAUCCCACACUUACCUACGACCAAGCUGUGAUGUGCUUGGAGGACCAAUUGCAGCUCACAGAGCAGCACAAAUCCAUGAGAAGCAGGAUCAAAGCGCAUCUUCCGAGCAAGAUAGUAGAAAAUGCCAAGCUCGUGACAUCUCAUCGCGAUGCAGAUGGGUCGAACCUAGCGAAUGAGGAUCCCGAGCAGACAGAAGUACCUGCACUUGCACAGCCCAAUACUGGGGCACCUGGAGAAGAGGGUGAGCUUCUAGAAGACGACCUCGUAGAUGAAGGAGGAGAAGAGCAUGUCAUCGAGAUUCGGGAAUGCCCUCUAUGCCACCAACCACGUCUGAACAAGAAGUCGGACGCUGAUAUCAUCACUCACAUCGCGACUUGUGCCAGUCAAGACUGGAGGCAGGUAAACAAUAUCGUCAUGGCGGGUUUUGUCACUUCUAGCCAAGCACAGCGAAAAUGGUACUCGAAAGUUGUGACUAAAAUAUCGUACGGCGGAUACAAGCUUGGUGCCAACUCUGCCAAUAUUCUCGUCCAAGAUAGGACUACGGGUCAAAUCAACGAGGAGCGCAUGAGUGUAUAUGUGAGAAUCGGAAUUCGCUUAUUGUACAAAGGGUUGAAGAGUAGGGAUAUGGAGAAGAAGCGAAUCCGCAAAAUGCUAAAGAACCUGAGCUUCAAACAAGGUCGAAAAUACGACGAUCCAGCUUCUGCUCAGGAGAUUCAGGGCUUUGUUAACUUUCACCAAUUGGAUAUGUCAGAGGUCCUGAAAUCUACGGAGGAGUUCAAGAAUUUCAACGAAUUUUUCUAUCGUGAGCUUAAGCCAACCGCAAGGCCGUGCUCUGCACCAGACAACCCCAAAAUCAUCGUGUCCCCCGCAGAUUGCCGUUCCGUCGUCUUCAACACUUUGGAAGAUGCACAGAGUAUCUGGGUUAAAGGAAGAGAGUUUAGCGUUGAGCGUCUCUUAGGCAAGGCGUACCCAGAAGACGCAAAACGGUACAAGAAUGGAUCUCUGGGCAUUUUCAGACUUGCGCCGCAAGACUACCAUCGAUUCCAUAUCCCGGUGGACGGCAUCAUGGGUGAACCUAAGCUAAUCGCGGGUGAGUACUAUACCGUCAAUCCUAUGGCCAUUCGAUCUGCACUCGACGUGUACGGCGAAAACAUACGGACCUGCGUACCAAUCGACUCGGUCGCGCACGGACGGGUGAUGGUCAUCUGUGUCGGUGCGAUGAUGGUUGGAAGCACUGUGAUUACACGAAAAGCUGGAGAUAAGGUGAAGCGAGCGGAAGAGCUUGGCUAUUUCAAGUUUGGAGGCAGCACAGUCCUACUGCUGGUUGAAUCCGGGCGAAUGCAAUUCGACGAUGACCUGAUUGAUAAUGCUAAUGGGGCGUUAGAGACACUGAUACGCGUCGGAAUGUCAAUUGGCCACUCUCCUGAACAAGAGCAGCAUCUUCCAGACAUGCGAAAGAAGGAGGAAAACAUCACGGCAGAGGACAGACAGGAAGCGAAGAGACGAAUAGAAGGGAGCCUGGCUCCAGAUGCGAAGCCACCACGGCCGUCAGCAAUGCAGUGA
Messenger RNA from Bacidia gigantensis, 3246 nucleotides. RefSeq lists its product as uncharacterized. The transcript has 6 exons. The coding region runs from base 1 to 3246 and encodes 1081 amino acids. NCBI's taxonomy places the organism in Eukaryota, Fungi, Ascomycota, Lecanoromycetes, Lecanorales, Ramalinaceae. Gene Ontology annotation, biological process: phospholipid biosynthetic process. Gene Ontology annotation, molecular function: calcium ion binding; phosphatidylserine decarboxylase activity. The record is from RefSeq and is a predicted model, not a curated record.